Messenger RNA from Triticum dicoccoides, 723 nucleotides. Its product is annotated as putative cytochrome c biosynthesis ccmC-like mitochondrial protein. The record is from RefSeq and is a predicted model, not a curated record. Gene Ontology annotation, molecular function: heme binding; heme transmembrane transporter activity. Lineage: Eukaryota; Viridiplantae; Streptophyta; Magnoliopsida; Poales; Poaceae. Gene Ontology annotation, biological process: heme transport; cytochrome complex assembly. Gene Ontology annotation, cellular component: plasma membrane. The transcript has a single exon. Bases 1 to 723 code for a protein of 240 amino acids.
AUGUCAGUUUCGUUAUUACAACCUUAUUUUUUUAUGUCAAAGACAAAAAGCUACGCGCAAAUUCUCAUUGGAUCUCGGUUGUUCUUAACAGCGAUGGCUAUUCAUUUAAGUCUUCGGGUAGCACCACCAGAUCUUCAACAAGGUGGAAAUUCUCGUAUUUCGUAUGUACAUGUUCCUGCGGCUCGGAUGAGUAUAGUUAUUUAUAUCGCGACAGCUAUAAACAGUUCCUUGUUCCCAUUAACAAAACAUCCCCUUUUUCUUCGCUCUUCCGGAACCGGUACAGAAAUUGGUGCUUUUUCUACUUUGUUUACGUUAGUGACUGGGGGGUUUCGGGGAAGGCCUAUGUGGGGUACCUUUCGGGUGUGGGAUGCUCGUUUAACUUCUGUAUUCAUCUUGUUCCUUAUUUACCUGGGUGCACUGCGUUUUCAAAAGCUUCCUGUCGAACCGGCUCCUAUUUCAAUCCGUGUUGGACCGAUCGAUAUACCAAUAAUAAAGUCUCCAGUCAACUGGUGGAAUACAUCGCAUCAACCUGGGAGCAUUAGCCGAUCUGGUACAUCAAUACAUGUUCCUAUGCCCAUUCCAAUCUUGUCUAACUUUGCUAACUUCCCCUUCUCUACCCGUAUCUUGUUCGUUCUGGAAACACGUCUUCCUAUUCAAUCUUUUCCCGAAUCGCCCUUAACGGAAGAAAUAGAAGCUCAAGAAGGAAUACCACUAAAAACCUAG